GUAUUCAAAAAGUAGGCCAACGGUAACAAAUCCUAAAACUGACCUUGUCUCUGUAUUGUUUUGUGUGGAAUAUUCUUGAUUGUGUAUAUUUUAAAGGCUAAAUUUUGUUAAUUAUCUUUCAAAGUUUCUAUAGGUUUGUUUAUAUUGCUUUUUGAUGAUGGCUUGUGUUUCCUGUUCUAAAUUGAAGCAGUAGAUAAGAUUAGCUUUGUGUAUCACUGAGGAGGAUUUGGUUUGUUUAUUCAUGUUAAAUAUACUAUAAAAUGGACACCUAGGAAAAUUCAGUUAAUUUUCAAAUUCUUAUCAGUUUCAGAAUGAGUGAAUCUACGGAUAGAGUUCUCAGGACCCGAUCUAAUAGCAUUGUGAGACAGAGGAGAAUAUCUACCGAUCAUGUUAGAUCUCGUAUUGUUGGAGAACUAGAAGGAAAUCAUGAAUCAGCUGUUUUUGAAGACAGACUACAUGGUAAUGGAGAUGUGGAGAUAAAUGAAAACCUGUCGAAUGAGAAUUUUGUGAGAAAUUUUGAGGAAGAGGAGAGUCCAUGGCAGAAUGGCCAUUAUAAGUCUGCCUCAGAAAUUGUCGCCUAUUACAGAAGUCUAGGGGAUUGGUGGAACGUUCUUCCAAAAACCGAUUUUAACUACGACCCCACGUCGAAGUGGUACAGGAAGGAGAUUGCUCCUGGCAUACCCAUGAUACCAAAUAUGGCCAGACCACCCCUACACCCAAAGACACCUAAGGUACCGUUUUCUGGAUGGUACACCAGAGAACAAACAAAUACCAGGUCAUCUGCGAGAGAUAACAGUGUGUCAUCCAGCUGUUCGUCAGCUGUUAAGGUUUCGUGGUACCGUCGGCUGGUGACCACAAUUGUGACAGCUGUCACCACAAUUUGGGUGACUGUCACAAGUGUCACCCACAUCACAGCUGGUAGAACGCACAAUGUGAACGGGAUACAUGCACAACGCCUCAAAGGUCGUCAGCUGUUCCAAGAGUCGAACGCCUGGUGGAGACUGCCUUUCGUCUGGUUGUAUAGGCUGAUGAUGAACAUACUGGCCGUUGACAUUGGAAUCCUAGCGGCUGUUAGGCGGAGUGCCAACAGGUUACGCAGUUCUAGGACGGGAGUCGAACUGGUCACCAUCUUGUUGCUUCUGUUGCCUUUGAUGCUGUUUUUCGAUUUCUACCGUGGAAUGAUAUCUGCAUCUCUUUCUACCAUCUAUGGAUGGGGAUCUGGGAUGUUUUCUUCAGUGGGUUCAUAUUGGAGCCAGUCGCAGCGUAGCUGUGAAACGGGAUAUUUUGAUCUGUUGAUUGAUAGUAUAUCGGCUGGCAUCGUUACAGUGGGACAGUCUGCAUGGCAGUUUGUGCUGUAUUUGUAUAGUUUCCUGCUACUCUUACCAACCCUCCUGCCAUCUCUCCCCUCCACGGCAACCAUUGCAACUGGUUCUGUUGCCAAGAUGGCGGCCACUAAUGACCACUUGCAACCAGCAAUGAGUCGUGAACAGCUGAUUGGUAUCGUACAGGAGGCGGUUCGGAGUACACUCAAACAGGACUCGGCUCAGUUGGUAGAUGAUACUGUACGGAGUGAGAAGUUGAAAGUGUUGCUGGAUCAGGUUGAAUUAACUACACCGGGCGAAAUGAACCUCACCCAAGUGCAGCAGGACUAUGUGAGUGUGAUGAUUGAACGGGCUCUGUGUCUCUACGACGCUGAUAAGACAGGAAUGGUCGACUAUGCACUUGAAUCUAGCGGAGGCCAUGUUUUGAAUACAAGAUGCACGGAAAGCUACAAUGGAGACAAUGGAGGACACCAGACCUAUGUCCUGUUUGGAUUUGCUCUCUGGCGUAGCUCCAACAGUCCUAGGACGCUGAUUCAGCCGGGUAUGCACCCAGGGGAGUGCUGGGCUUUCAGCGGUCAACUGGGGUAUGUGGUUCUACAGCUGUCCUCGACCAUCAUAGUGACAGGCUUCACACUGGAACACAUACCGCGCUCUCUGGCGCCUCAUGGACGUAUUGACUCUGCUCCCAAGGACUUCUCGGUUUGGGGCUUGAGAGACGAGGAUGAUAAAGAAGAAACGUUCCUGGGGAGAUAUCGGUUCCAAGAUAAUGGAACUAGUUUGCAGACGUUCAAAGCCAAUGCCGUAGAAGACCCGUUCAGACUGGUAGAGUUGAAGAUCGAAUCGAACCAUGGCAAUUUGGAGUACACGUGCCUAUAUCGCUUCCGGGUGCACGGCGUGCCUGUCUCGUGAGCCACUGCGCAUGCGUCGCACACACCCAAUCAAAGAUCUCUAGUUGACCUCUGCAGAGGUAUCUUGCAGAUUUCGAAGUUGCCAUGAUUCGAUAUCUGCCUAAACGUAUCGUCCCACCAAAGUACAAACGCUAAGCAUGGUUGGUCAUAUCAACACACCUCUGUACUAUUUAACAUUAGUUGGUAAGUGUAAUCAAUUUUGUAAAAAAAGCUCAUCAUAAAAACUUGUUCAACCUUAUGAACGUCGUUGCAAUGAAAACUGAAUGAACAUUCAACAUAAAUCAACCAAAAAUAUCAUAAAAUGUUUACCAAUGUAUAGAUAAACUUACAGUAGUUUACAUAAUAUUAUUCUUUGUACAUGUUGUAUUUACUUUUUAUUGUAAGAUUUUUAUCUUUAUAAUAAUUGUAUGGCACAGCUGAUUAUUUACUUAUUUGGCUAGUGAAGAAUUACUUUUAAUAUUUAUGUAAUAGAUGAAACUAAGUUUGAAAUGUCCUCUAAUUUUUAAUGAUAGUGUUGCAUGUGUGUGAGGAGAAUAUAAAGGUUUUAAUUAUUAUUAAAAUGUAAAUUGUUAGUUUAUUAGGCAUGGAAUACCAGUGUUAAUGAAGGCUAUAUUAUAAUAAUUAUUGAGUAUUCUUAGUUAUCAAUAUUUUUAUUGAUUUGUAUUUCAUGAAAUAAUAUUUGAUUGUAAUAGAUAAGCUUACUUCCUCGUCUUGAAAAAUUGAUGCUUUAUUGAAAUAUUUUGAUUUAUGUUAGUUGUGUCCAACAUGUUUUCAAAAAGUAUCCUAGCUUCUUAUCUUGAAAAAAUUAAUGUUUUUGUAAUAUUACCCUAAUUUUGUUCAUUUUAUCCAACUUGUUUUGAAAAUUGUGUAUAGAUGACACACAUAAAAAAGCGAAUCCUUGUUUAGUGUCUGAAAAAUUGAAAUUUUUAUAAAAAAUUCUCAACUUUUCUAAGUCUGCAUGAUUGUGUUUGAAUAAUUUUCCUUGGGGAAUAUUUCAGUCAGAUCAAAAGAAUUGAUUAAAAAUUUAAUGCUGUAUUCUCCAAUUUUGGAACAAUCUAAAUUUUAAAAUUGCUGUAUUCUCCAAUUUUGGAACAAUCUAAAUUUUAAAAUAGAAAGAAAUGAAAAAUAACAUUAUCUUGAGUUUGGUGUACUAAAGAACGUCCCUAUCUAAAUUUUAAAAUAGAAAGAAAUGAAAAAUAACACCAUCUUGAGUUUGUUGUACUAGAGAACGUCUCUGUAUUUGUAUUAUCAAUUAAUUUAACUUGACAGUAUUUAGAGGAUAGUAGAACUAUAGAGAUAAUAGUUUUUUAUAAAGAACUAAUAUAGUUUUCACCUGGAUUGUAUCUAGUGUCUAUGAAUAAAUAAAUAAAAGGCAUGACCUUAUCCUUAUGCUACGUUUCUCUGUGGUAUUAAAACAGGAUAGAUUAUUAUGUAACUGUUGCCAAUGUAUUAAAAUACCACUACACAUCAUUGUGAUGUGUUAGUGUUGCUAGCUCUUUUAAAUUUAUCCUGAUACAAAUGUAUUUGUUUUGAUACAAAAUAUUGUCUUGGCUUGGCCUGACUAUAUAUUUCCUUUGAAAAUUAUCCUCAUCAACCACGCACAAAAUGUAAUUUUAGUUACUAUUCCUAAUUUACAUCUGAAAUUGAUUGUAAAAUUAUUAUGAUGCUUUAGUUGUGUCACCGUGAGAAGAUCCCUGAAUGUCAUUUGAAAACCAUUGUUAAGAAAGAAAGCUAGGGAUCUUCUUGUGGUGCACUAACUAUUGCCUUUGAAUUCUUUGAGUAGUUUAUCAAUUAAUAAUAAUCAAUUAUUUCUUGUAAACCUUGUGAAAAUUUAACAAUAGCUAUAUGAAUUUUUGUCGUAAUCAGUUAUCAGUGACUUUUAAUCAUUUCUGUAAAUUUCUACAUUUUUUCAUUAACUAGAAUCAUAGAGAAAAUAUAGGAUAAGGUGCUAUAUGCUAUAUUUUCUCUAUGCUAGAAUUCAUCAAUAUUAGUGAAAAUUAUGAUUUUAACAUCGUAGCUCUUAAUGGAUCAAGAAACUCCUAAAAAUAACUGAUAGGAGACAAGAAAAAUUGAAUAAUAGUCAAGUUUUGACAAUCAUCUAUACUAUAAUAAAGGAAAGAACUGGCUUAUACACGUACGGGAUAGGAAAAUUAUGUUUGACGCAUCAUCACGUCUGAACUACUGGACCGAUUAACUUGAAAUUUCGCAUAUAUAGAUUCUUAAUUAACCGAGGAUGGUUAUAUUGCUAUUUUCAAUGUUUUAUUAGGUCAAUUUUUCAGUUUGUCAAGUUUUAACAUAUACACACGGGUUUCCUGCUUGUAUGAAAUAAUAUUGGAAUAUAUAAUUCGCUCCUCAAUAUAGAAUAGAAUAGAAUUUUUCACUGUGUAAUUUGGUUUUUAAAUUUGUAAUAAUUAUUAGUAGAACAUUCUAUUCUUUUUCUUAAUUUAUAAUAAUGAAAAUGUCACCCGCAAUAUUAGUUCUGGAGGAACCUAUUAAGAUGAUCCAUCUUUUAUAAAGUUAUAAAUUUCAAUUAAAAUUCAAAACAUGUAGAUUAAUUCUUCUAGUCUAAUAUUUAUUUGUUGAUUGUUCAUAAAUUUUCAUCGUAAACCAUUUUCUACCCUUGAUUUCUAUCACCUUGUAUUACCUAUCCAUUGUCUUGCCAAUGUACUAUUGUAUAAAUUAAUUUCAUAUUGAUUUCAAAUAUUUGUUACAGAUCUUAUUGAUCAUUUUUCGAGCUCCAACACCUAGUAUUUUAUUAUCUUGUCAAUGUACUUUCAAUAAUAUAUUCAUAUUGGAUUCAAAUAUUUGUUACAGAUUAUAUAUGAUUAAGUUCUGAGCUUUGUAUUUAAAUAUCUAAGUUUGUAAUUGGAAAUUAAUAUAUAUUUUAAUUAGUCAGGUAUGUAAGUUUGUAGAAAACUAGUCAGUCGUUAUUUGAAGCAAUUUUACUUGAAUAAAUAUUAAAUUUAUAUCAGUAGAUUUAAAUUUAGAUUUUAAAAAGUAGUAUAGAAUUAAGAACUUAUGGUUUCACAUUUUCUAAAUAUCAGGACUCAGUUUUUAUACCAUUAGAAAACUCUUAUCGCAAUCUCAUUAUAUUUUAUUCAAUCAUCUAUCUCUUUAUUAUUAUUUUUCAUGUUUCUUCUUUCACCAAAUUGACAAAAGAUAUCUAUUGAUUUCGCGCAUGUUGAAUUCUACAGAGUAAUUUAAUGUUCCAUGUUUUAAAAAUAUAGAAUUAGAGUAUA
This is a messenger RNA of Nilaparvata lugens (brown planthopper), 5469 nucleotides long. RefSeq lists its product as uncharacterized. Gene Ontology annotation, molecular function: protein-membrane adaptor activity. The transcript has 15 exons. Gene Ontology annotation, cellular component: meiotic nuclear membrane microtubule tethering complex; nuclear envelope. The coding region runs from base 312 to 2231 and encodes 639 amino acids. NCBI's taxonomy places the organism in Eukaryota, Metazoa, Arthropoda, Insecta, Hemiptera, Delphacidae. The record is from RefSeq and is a predicted model, not a curated record. Gene Ontology annotation, biological process: nuclear envelope organization.